This is a messenger RNA of Thlaspi arvense, 1863 nucleotides long. Lineage: Eukaryota; Viridiplantae; Streptophyta; Magnoliopsida; Brassicales; Brassicaceae. The record is from the annotation of a GenBank genome assembly.
UACGCAGACUUUAUCGUUAAUGAAGUGGAUAUGGAUGGCAAUGUAGUUCGUUUGACAUCCUUGGACGUCUCUCCUGAGAUGGAUGUGAAGGAGGAAGAGAAAACGAAAAGUUCAGAUGAUGCACCUCAAAGCUACGCUUCUGCAAUUGAGUCGUUCAGAUCAAUUUCCAGUGUCGCUGAUGCAGAGCGUUUGGAAACUUUGAUUAAUCAAGUCACCUCAGGAACUGAUGAUGAGAUCUCACCAAUUGUUCUUGAUCCAAGUUCUGACAAGUCCAAGAGAACGGCUAUCCACAACUUUGUUAAAGAAAAUUUCAAGUUCCUAGUUACCGACACUGUAGAUGGUCCUGGUCCUACUUCAAAAUGCAUUCGCGUGCGAGGGAAUUCACGUGACCUUAACAGCAGAGGUAAAAGAUCGAAAAAGCGGAAGGAAAGAGGCGAUAAGCCUUUUGAUAGCAGAGGUUCAGAACAUUGGCCAGAGCAUGUUGGCAAGUUUCUCAAGUUCCAUCUUUACAAGGAGAACAAAGAUACACAAGAGGCCUUGGGAUUGAUCGGAAAGAUGCUAGGCGUUCAGCCAAAGUCCUUCGGCUUCUCUGGAACAAAAGAUAAGCGGUCAGUUUCAACUCAGCGUGUAACUGUGUUCAAACAGCAACCUAGCAAAUUGGCUGCGCUAAACAAGAGAUUAUUUGGGAUCAAAGUUGGUGACUUCUGCCAUGUUAAAGAGGGCCUUCUUCUUGGGCAGCUCAUGGGAAACAGAUUUACCAUCACCCUAAGAGGAGUGGUUGCGAAUUCUGAAGAAACUAUUAAAAAGUCUGCAGAAUCCUUGGGGAAAGAUGGCUUCAUCAACUACUUUGGCUUGCAGCGUUUUGGAAGUGGCUCAGUACCAACCCACCAUGUUGGAGCCGCACUAUUGAAAGGAGAGUGGAAAGAUGCCGUAGACAUGAUUCUUGAUCCAAGAGAAAGUGAUAUCCUAAACGAGGCCCGAGGAUAUUACAAAGAGACUGGCGACAUUGACGGGACUCUAAGGCAGCUACCGCGAUACCUCGUUGCUGAAAGAGCCAUUCUGCAGUGUCUGAAGAAAUGUCCUGGGAACUACCUGCAAGCUCUGAAAGGCAUACCCAGAACAUUGAGAAUGAUGUAUGUACAUAGUUACCAAAGCUACUUAUGGAACAAUGCGGCAAGUCUGCGCGUCCAAAAAUACGGGACCAACCAAGUUGUGGUGGGUGACUUGGUGAGUACAAAGGUAGAUGAUGCAAAAAGAAUUGUCAGCAGUUUGACCUCUGAGCACAAGGAAAACAACGAAGAGGCAUUGGAUUGUGACCAGCUAGAUGAUACUGCUGUUGUUGAUCUUCCAGGAGAAAGGAGUGACCUUGUUAAGGUUGUAGAUAUAGAGGAUAUGAAAGCUGGAACUUACUCGACUAGUGACAUCGUCCUUCCUCUACCUGGUUCAAGAGUCAUUUACCCGUCCAAUGACAUUGCUGAAAUUUUCCAUGAUUUGGCAAAGAAGGACGGUAUCAGCCUAACUGAGAGUAUUCACGGUGUAAAGGAGUUCUCAAUAACUAGCAUGACUGGUGGUUACAGACGUGUUUUCCAGAAACCAAUCGACUUUGAGUGGGAAUUACUGACUUACACUGACAGCAAUAAACCAUUGGCAGAGACGGAUCUGGACAGGAUUACCGCGGAAACGCCGAUGAGUAAGGUUGAAUCUGCCGAAUCGAUGAAAUCCGAUGGCAACCAAGAUUCUGAGCAGACGCAGUUGGCGCUCAAAAUGGCUCUCACUCUUCCAUCUUCUUGUUAUGCAACAAUGGCAGUCAGAGAGCUGUUAAAGACGUCAACUUCUGUUGCAUAUCACAAGACUCUAAACUAG